Messenger RNA from Sinocyclocheilus rhinocerous, 468 nucleotides. RefSeq names its product tumor suppressor p53-binding protein 1-like. Gene Ontology annotation, cellular component: nucleus. The record is from RefSeq and is a predicted model, not a curated record. Lineage: Eukaryota; Metazoa; Chordata; Actinopteri; Cypriniformes; Cyprinidae. The annotation marks the transcript as partial. The transcript is spliced from 3 exons. Gene Ontology annotation, molecular function: histone binding. Gene Ontology annotation, biological process: DNA damage checkpoint signaling; positive regulation of transcription by RNA polymerase II.
UUAGGACUGACUGUCGGCAAACAAUCCAUUGUUUCGUGGCAUCCUCGCUCUAACCCUUUUAAAGCUCUGAAGGUGGUGCUCAUAUCAGAAGAUCAUGUUGAUUUGUGGACCUCUUUGCUUUCCAUGGGUGGUGCAGCAAAAGUUCAUCACCAUAAAGAAAAUGAAGACCUUUCUGACAUUCCAAACAUGAAGUUUGACCUGGCAGUGACAUCAUCUGCAUGUCCGUCUGAGGAACUGAAACGACGUGUGGCCCCGGACAUGCCUGUUGUCUCUCUGGAGUGGCUGAUUCAGAGCUUGAUCUGUGGAAAGUGCCUCAGCUAUGACAGCGACUCUGAAUUCUGUCACAACCCGUCUACGUGAACCGUCGUCCUCUGGUGUCUUCUCAGAUGUAUUUUAAAUGUCCUCUGUGUUUUAGUGCAUGCAUUUUACUGUACAUAGUUUUUAUGAAAUAAAAUCGUUAUUGUUUCA